AAACCUCUUUGCAGAUAAUAAAAACCUCCUCCUGCGCUUCUCGCGCAGCCGAUUGAUCGAUCUCCAGCAAAUCCGCGCGAUCGACAUGGAAACCCGAACGGAUCACCAACAACCAUCCGGCGAUCCUUCGCCGGGGCAACCUCGCUGGGUGUUGCUCGAGCGCCGGGGCAACAUCCGCGAUGAUGCCGACGACAUGCUCUGCGAGGAUCCCGACGCCAUAGCAACACCGAGCGAGGAUCUCGACGCCGAGACCGUGGCGGAAGCUCAGGCCUCCGGAGGGCGUCUUGUCCGCGUCUCCUUCCGCUUCGCGGCGCCACCGGCAGUGUCACGCCUUCGCGUCGACAGCCCCGGCCUGCCGGAGGGCACCUGGAUCCACGCGCAGAUCAUCGCGGCCCACGGGGACUCGGUCCUUAUGGAGAUCAAGACCAGCAGACGCAGACGUGGCUUGUCGUGGAGUAUUGACGAACGCGACUCGUCGGAUUACUUCGUCUAUAAUGCCGGCGACGCCGCCGCCGACCCACUCCGCCCUCCGUCGCUGUCGCUGCUACCCCCUUGGCGCGUGGGGGCACCCGGGCGGAAGCGAUGUAUGCCUGCCGAAUCCACUGCCCUCCUGCGCCGCGGCGACGAGGACCUGCUUGUGGCGCAGCUGACUCUCUGGGGUACAGAAGGAGAGGCGCCGCUCGAGGCCGAGCUCUGCCUGCUCAGAUCCGGUCGGUGGGACUGUGAGCUCAAGCGUCUUCCGAUCCUCCACGGCGACGGCAAGCGGGAGGAGGUGUCCUUAUGGUCGACCGACGCGGUCAUCCCCGUCGGCGACCGGUUCUUGUGCUGGGUGGACUACUACCGCGGCGUCAUCUUCUCGGACGCGUGGGAGGAGACGCCCCAGCUGCGAUACGUGUCUCUCCCCGUGGAGCCCCAGCUGGAACUGGAACUCUGGUCGCAAGACAGCGGCGGCUCGAGCAACCGCCGCGUGUGCACAACGGACGGCGGGGGAGCGGUGAGCUUCGUGCAGGUCCUUCCCCGCUGCUGCUGCGGCUGCCCGGGAGACGCCUUCUGCUCGCGCUCCCGCUACGCCUUCAACAUAACCACGUGGACGCUGAGGAUGGACGACAUGACCACGUGGGACAUGGUCGGUGUGGUAGACUCCGACGAGCUCUGGUCGCUCCCCGGCUACGGCGGCGUCGUCCCGCGCAUCAGGCCGCAGUACCUCAUCGUCAGCCUGGACGACCCCGAUGUCCUCUGUUUCAUGGUAAAGAAGCGACCAUACGAUAUGGAGGACGUUGACGGCGACCAUGCGGUACGGCUGAUCGAGGUGGACACCAAGCGCAUGGAGCCGUCCUCCGGCGAAGCGCCAUGAACAAGCACCGACGGCUGCAGCUUUAACAGUUAAACUCAACUUAUCGGCCAUGGCUUCUCCUAGGGAGAUGUUGGCGACCCUUCGGGAGAUAGGUGACCUGACGCCUGAUGACAUGCUGAGAACGUAUAGGGUUCUUUCGUGUGAUGGGAGCCAGCUCAAGUUCAGGAUACUUUUGGCGCUUCCCAAAGACAUGAGGAAGGAUUACUGCCUUCUGCUCAUGGA
Triticum aestivum (bread wheat) is the source of this 1576-nucleotide messenger RNA. RefSeq lists its product as uncharacterized. NCBI's taxonomy places the organism in Eukaryota, Viridiplantae, Streptophyta, Magnoliopsida, Poales, Poaceae. The coding region runs from base 86 to 1354 and encodes 422 amino acids. The record is from RefSeq and is a predicted model, not a curated record. The transcript has 2 exons.